Messenger RNA from Sesamum indicum (sesame), 828 nucleotides. RefSeq lists its product as uncharacterized. The record is from RefSeq and is a predicted model, not a curated record. NCBI's taxonomy places the organism in Eukaryota, Viridiplantae, Streptophyta, Magnoliopsida, Lamiales, Pedaliaceae.
UUUUUCAUCCAACUGCAAAUAGCCAAUAACUGGAUUCCAAGUUUCCUAAUCUCUCAUAAUCAUUUCCUCUGGCUUAUAAAGUGAAAACGGGAAAGAAAAAUCAAGAAAAUUUGCCAACCCAGUUGAAUUUGCAUAUUUUCCUCUACAAAAACGCAGGAAGAAAGGAACAAAGAACAGACGAAAAAUGGAGGGAAGCCCACCAGUAAAUCACAUUCCGAGCGAACCUGCUAUCAAACGCUACAAGUUCCUUUGGCGUGUUUUCCUCAUUUUCAACUUCGCUCUUGGUGCAUACAUGUUUGCGCAGCCGGGAAAGAAAGAAAAAGUGAAAGAGAAAAGUGAAGUCCCUGCUGAAGUUGUGCCUCCUCCAGCUACAGUGACUGCUCCUCCUGUUGAUGAGGAACCCGUAAUCUCUCCUCCCAUUACGAGGCCCGUGAUCGUGCGACCGCCUCUUCCUGAGCACCAGCAACGUGAAAUUUUCAAAUGGAUGCUGGAAGAGAAAAGAAAAGUAAAACCCAGGAGUAGAGAUGAGAAGCAGCAUAUUGAUGAAGAGAAAGCUAUUCUUAAAGAGUUUAUCCGUUUACAGUCAAUCCCAAGCAUCUAACAUCUAGUGGGAUCAUUUCUAUCGACAAACUUUGCAUGCCCCUCUAGCAAUGCGUGUCCAAAGACAAUGCUGAUUUCUGUAGCACUUGGCUGAGACAUAUUGUAAAGCAUAAUCAAUCGUUGGAAUGGCAUGUAUCUUUUCAAGCUUACAAUUACUUUGUUCUGCCUAAAGAAGCUUGAAAUUUAUUUCACAAAUUUUUGGUUUCACUUUCUCAGACUUGAGGUGUC